AUGUCCGUCUGCUCCAGCAACAUGAGCUACGGCAGCAACGUCUGCAUGCCAGGCUCCUGUGACCCCUGCCCCGACUCCUGGCAGGUGGACGACUGCCCAGAGAGCUGCUGCGAGCCCCCCUGCUGCGCCCCCAGCUGCUGCGCCCCAGCCCCCUCCGUGACCCUCGUCUGCACCCCAGGGAGCUGCCAGUCAGUGUGCACCAGCUCCUGCACGCCCCUGUGCUGCCAGCAGUCUAGCUGCCAGCCGUCCUGCUGCUCCUCCAACCCCUGCCAGCAGCCCAGCCGUGUGACCCUCUGCUGCAAGCCUGUCUCCUGUGUGCCCGUCUCCUGUGUGCCCGUCUCCUGUGUGCCCAUCUGCUCUGGGGACUCCUCCUCCUGCUGCCAGCAGUCUAGCUGCCAGCAGCCCAGCCGUGUGACCCUCUGCUGUAAGCCUGUGAGCUGUGUGCCCGUCUCCUGUGUCCCCUCCCCCUGCCAGCAGCCCAGCCGUGUGACCCUCUGCUGCGAGCCUGUGAGCUAUGUGCCUGUCUCCUGUGUGCCCGUUUGCUCUGGGACCUCCUCCCCCUGCUGCCAGCAGUCCAGCUGCCAGCCGUCCUGCUGCCCCUCGUCCUGCUGCAGACCCUCCUCCUGCGUGUCCCUGCUCUGCCGCCCCGUGUGCAGGCCCGCCUGCUGCGUGUCCGCCCCCUCCUGCCAGCCCAGCUGCUGCCGCCCGGCCUCCUGCGUGUCCCUGCUCUGCCGCCCGGCCUGCUCCCGCCCCGCCUGCUGCGGCCUCUCCUCGGGACAGUCCUGCUGCUGA
Lepus europaeus (European hare) is the source of this 792-nucleotide messenger RNA. Its product is annotated as keratin-associated protein 10-12-like. The transcript has 3 exons. Gene Ontology annotation, cellular component: keratin filament. Lineage: Eukaryota; Metazoa; Chordata; Mammalia; Lagomorpha; Leporidae. Bases 1 to 792 code for a protein of 263 amino acids. The record is from RefSeq and is a predicted model, not a curated record.